Molecule: messenger RNA, 1315 nt
Organism: Aspergillus brunneoviolaceus CBS 621.78
Lineage: Eukaryota; Fungi; Ascomycota; Eurotiomycetes; Eurotiales; Aspergillaceae
Product: SGNH/GDSL hydrolase family protein
Exons: 5
Coding region: 301-1188 (295 amino acids)
Molecular function (GO): hydrolase activity, acting on ester bonds
Source: RefSeq, a predicted model, not a curated record
GAAUUGAGCUGGCAAGUGGUUGGGGUGCCGGUUAAAUUCAGUUUUCCAGUGUCAGCCUUUGUGGUGCGAUGCAGUGCAGACUUGCAGACUUGCAGCAGCAGCAGCAGCAGCAGCAACAAGCGGCCAGGGUCGUCUCGGGAUAAUAGCAAUCGAGCAGCCCUCCCCCCCCCGGGUGAGGGGAAGGGAAUCUCUGCCAGAACUCUGCAUAUAAAGACAGCGGCGACCCAUCAUGUAGGGCAUUCGAGGUGAUAAUUGUUAUUUGUGAUCUUCAUAUCCGAUCUAAGCCAGCCCAGCUCCACCAUGAAGUUAUUGCUUGGGAUAGCAGCCAUGCUGGCCACGGCUCGAGCCAGGCCAUCGCCUCGCGCGGGGCCGACCAGUCCGACUUAUUUCUUCACUUUUGGCGACUCCUACUCCCAAACCGGGUUCAGUGCCUCGGGGACUCAACCGUCUGCUGCGGCGCCGAUGGGGAAUCCGGAUUUAGGCAUCGGCACCACCACCAACGGCCCCAACUACAUCGGCUACCUGACCACGCAGGAGAACGCCUCCCUCGUGCUCAACUACAACCUCGCCGCCGGCGGCGCCACCAUCGACAACGCCCUCGUCCCCGCCUACCCGGGCGACCUCGCCGCCCAGCUCCGGCUUUUCGAGGCCGUCUACAGCGACAAGCCGGCCAGUGCGCCGUGGACCUCGCGCGACGCGGUGUUUGGGAUCUGGAUCGGGAUCAAUGACAUCGGCAACGCCUACGCCUCCACCGACGCAGCAAGCUACACCCCGCGCCUCAUCGCGCGCCUCAAGCAGCAAGUCGCCCAAAUCUAUGCGGCCGGCGGUCGCAGGUUUCUGUUCCUGAAUGUCCCGCCCACUAGCCGCAGUCCUUUGUUUUUGGAGCAGGGAAACGCCACCGUUGCGUUGCAUGCCGCGUAUCUGGCGACGUUUAAUAAGAAUCUGGAGGCGAUGGUGCAGGGGUUGCGGGGGGAGUUUGCGGGGGUGACGACCGUGUUCUACGACGCGUGGUCGUUCAUGACAAAGGUCCUGGACGAUCCGACGGCGUAUGGGUUCCCGGAUGCGACGUGCAUCAAUGAUGAUGGGGUGAGCUGUGUGUGGUGGAAUAAUUAUCAUCCGGGGAUGAAGUAUCAUUUGCUGCAGGCGGAGGAUAUGAAGAAGUAUUUGGGGGUUCUCGGGGGGUGGUAGGUUUGGUUUGUUGCUGGGUUGCUGUGCUGGGGUUUGGUUGUUGAGGGUGGGAUGGGGGAGGAAGGGAGAGGAUGGGUGAUGAGUAUAUAGCUGCUGUUGGGCAGUCUCUGUACAGUCUGUCAGACUA